Molecule: messenger RNA, 1470 nt
Organism: Saccharomyces eubayanus
Lineage: Eukaryota; Fungi; Ascomycota; Saccharomycetes; Saccharomycetales; Saccharomycetaceae
Gene: MSG5
Product: tyrosine/serine/threonine protein phosphatase MSG5
Exons: 1
Coding region: 1-1470 (489 amino acids)
Biological process (GO): protein dephosphorylation; negative regulation of MAPK cascade
Cellular component (GO): cytoplasm; cytosol; nucleus
Molecular function (GO): protein tyrosine/threonine phosphatase activity; MAP kinase tyrosine/serine/threonine phosphatase activity
Source: RefSeq, a predicted model, not a curated record
AUGCAAUUUCAUUCAAAUAAACAGCGUUUGGACAGUAAAAGUGACAUAGAUUUCCGGUCGAAAUCACCGCGUUCUUUGCAAAAUAGAAAUACCAAAAAUUUAUCUUUAGACAUAGCAACACUUCAUCCGUUAAUGGAAUUCUCACUGCAAAGCCAGAAUGAUCCAGGUUCAGUAAAGUUCCCAUCGCCGACGCCUUUGAAUCUGUCCAUGAAGCCCAAAACCACCAUAUUGGAGAAAUUCCCAACAAAAAUAAGCUCAAGACCAAUACCACCACCGCUACCCUUAAGGCGGAGCGAGGCUUCCAUAUACACACUACCAGCAUCUUUGAAAAGCCGGACAGUUUCUCCAAACUUGUAUACAAGGACAUCUAUGGCGACAUCCAUCGGGAAACAUUCAUCAUCAUCGCCGGCAUCAUCAUUCUCAGAAAAACCCCAUCUAAAUAGAGUUCAUUCGCUAUCCGUGAAGACCAAAGAUUUGAGAUUAAAGGGAAUUAGAGGGCGAUCUCAAACCAUUUCCGGAUUAGAAGCCUCUACCCCGACCUCUAGCAUAUACGAAACUGCCCUAGGUAACAGUGACCUGAACAAAUUCUCUAAUCAAAAAAACAUGCAAACAACAUUGAUUUUCCCCGAAGAGGAGCCAGAUUUGAAUAUUGAUAAGAUACAUACAGAGAUUUACCAACGGACAGUUUAUCUGGACGGGCCACUGUUGGUGAUACCGUCCAGUUUGUAUUUAUAUUCAGAGCCCAAAUUGGAGGAUAUCUUAUCGUUUGACUUAGUCAUCAAUGUUGCUAAAGAGAUACCAAACCUGAAAUUAUUGCUACCGCCGGAAGUGGCACACAAGAUACAGUACCACCACGUAGAAUGGACACAUACCUCCAAGAUCGUCAGCGAUUUAUCUCGAUUGACGCGCAUUAUGCAUACGGCUUAUUUGCAAGGCAAGAAAAUACUAGUCCAUUGCCAAUGUGGCGUAUCAAGAUCAGCAUCAUUAAUUGUAGCGUACAUCAUGCGAUAUUAUGGCCUGACCCUGAAUGAUGCCUACAACAAGCUGAAAAUGGUCGCUAAAGACAUAAGCCCCAACAUGGGACUCAUCUUUCAACUCAUGGAAUGGGGGGAGAUGUUGUCUAAAAACUCGUUAGAGGAAGAAGGAGAGGCUAUUCGUAUGCAACCCGAAGAAGACGAAAUCAGCAACAACGAAGCUUCCUCUUCCACCGCGAAGUCCUACUCUUCUGUUUCAUACAGAAGUUUCCCCAUGCUAAUGAACCCAUCGUCGUCGCCAAAUGACAGCUCCAUCAACUCUUCGGAGGUCACGCCAAGAACCCCCGCCACUUUGACGGGAGCAAGAACCACGCUGGUCGAAGAACAGGAUGAAGAAGACAAGAAGAGGUUGUCUCAAACAGCAGACGCACUAGACCCCUCCGUUGAUAGCGAGUCUCUAUCCACCGCAUCGGAACAGAUGAUGCUGCUCCCAUAG